This is a messenger RNA of Microsporum canis CBS 113480, 900 nucleotides long. RefSeq names its product phosphoribosyl-aminoimidazole-succinocarboxamide synthase. Gene Ontology annotation, cellular component: cytoplasm. The coding region runs from base 1 to 900 and encodes 299 amino acids. The transcript is spliced from 3 exons. NCBI's taxonomy places the organism in Eukaryota, Fungi, Ascomycota, Eurotiomycetes, Onygenales, Arthrodermataceae. The record is from RefSeq and is a predicted model, not a curated record. Gene Ontology annotation, biological process: 'de novo' IMP biosynthetic process. Gene Ontology annotation, molecular function: phosphoribosylaminoimidazolesuccinocarboxamide synthase activity.
AUGGAGGAGACUGACCUGAGAGGCGCCCUGCCUCUGGUCUCGCGCGGCAAAGUGCGAGAUAUCUACCAGAUCAGCGAUGGGACGCUGCUCUUCAUCUCUACCGACCGGAUCUCAGCCUUCGAUGAGCUCAUGGAGAAUGGCAUCCCGAACAAGGGCCAUAUCCUGACUGCGUUGACUGUGUACUGGCUCAAGUUCCUCACUGGAGCCUUGCCCUCUCUGCGCACGCAUCUCGUCUCUGUCGACAUCCCGGCCGGGGUGCCAGAGAGCGCUCGCGAGUAUGCGAAGAACAGGAGCUUGGUCGUCCGCAGGCUCAAGGUCUUCCCCGUCGAGGCCAUCGUGCGUGGCUAUCUCGCCGGCUCUGCAUGGCUCGAGUACCAGGAGUCGGGCACCGUUCACGGCAUCCCCUUGCCCGCCGGCCUGGUCGAGAGUGACAAGAUUCCAGACGGGCCCUUGUUCACUCCCAGCACCAAGGCAGAGCAGGGUGGACACGACCAGAACAUCCAUCCAGACCAGGCUGCCGAUAUCGUCGGUGCUGCGUACGCUGAGGACAUCAAGGCUGUGGCCAUCCGCCUCUAUGAGCUGGCCUCCUUCCACGCCUUGCAGCGCGGAAUCAUCAUCGCGGACACCAAGUUCGAGUUUGGCCACGACGAGGUGACCAACGAGAUCGUCCUCAUCGACGAGGUCCUCACCCCGGACUCCUCCAGGUUCUGGUCUCUGGACAAGUACGAGCCCGGCAAGCCCCAGGACAGCUUCGACAAGCAGUUCCUGCGCGACUGGCUGACCAAGGAGGGUCUCAAGGGUAAGAAGGGCACCGUCAUGCCGGACGACGUCGUCUCCAAGACGGAGCAGAAGUACAUCGAGGCCUACGAGAUGUUGACCGGCCAGACUUUUCGUCCCUAA